Messenger RNA from Staurois parvus, 327 nucleotides. The record is from the annotation of a GenBank genome assembly. NCBI's taxonomy places the organism in Eukaryota, Metazoa, Chordata, Amphibia, Anura, Ranidae.
GAAGUCCACACUGAUGAUCGGUGCCCAGAAGUGCCACCCACCAGUUCCACCCACCUGUGCCCAGCAGUGCACCCUCCUGUACCCAGCAGUGCACCCACCUGUGCCACCCAGCAGUGCCACACACCUGUGCCCAGAAGUGCCACCUACCUGUGCCCAGCAGUGCCACACACCUGUGCCCACCCACCUGUGCCCACCAGUGCCACCCACCUGUGUCCACCAUCAGUGCCACCUAUCAGUGCUGUCUAUCAGUGGCACCUGUCAGUGCCUCCUAUCCGUGACACCUCAUUAGUGCUGCCUAUCAGUGCCGCCUAUCCGUGCCACCUCAUU